CAAAAGAAAAAGGAAAGGAAAGGAAAAUGGAGAAAAGAGGAGUCUCACUGAUCUUGAUGGUCUGUUUGGUGAUGAGCACUCUAGUAGAGCAAUCCAGAGCUCAAGGUGGAAUUGUGAUCCCCAUUGGCGUUGCAGCAAUCUGCUUUGGGGCCUGCUUUGCUCCAUGCGUUCUUCAAACUGGAACAACAGCUGGCUCUUGCGCUAUCGAUUGCAUUAAGAACUGUCUCUUCAAAUCUACUGCGGGCGGUGUCAAAGACACCCAAUACUUCUGCAACCUUGGUUGUUCUACCACCUUGUGCUCAAGUUUCAGCACCAAAGAAAAUCCUGCUGCAAAGAAAGUUGGAAGCUGUAUGGAAUCUUGCUCAGCAACAUGCGCCAAGAAGAACUGAUCAAUUCCCAUAUAAGAGAUCGUUCAUGAGUGAAUAAAGAACAUGGCCUGUUCAGUGAUUUGGGAUUUAAUCCCAAUUAAUGUAUUUAAAAUAAUGACUGUAUGUAUGUCAAAAUCCUUAAGUGCUGCUACUCAUUCUCUCAAUGUGGGAAUGAAUUAAUGACGCUUCUUAAAUAUUUUGGUUAAUA
Molecule: messenger RNA, 576 nt
Organism: Durio zibethinus
Lineage: Eukaryota; Viridiplantae; Streptophyta; Magnoliopsida; Malvales; Malvaceae
Source: RefSeq, a predicted model, not a curated record